AUGGCCGAUGCUACCUCGGGCGUUACGGCCGACUCGCUGAAGAGCAAAUUGAUCGAUCAGUUGCAGGCGCAGCAUGUUGAGAUUGAAGACUUGUCGGGUGGUUGCGGACAGGCUUUCCAGGCCGUCAUCGUCUCCCCCCAGUUCGAGAAGAAGACCAUGCUUGCUCGCCAUCGCCUGGUAAACUCGGCUCUGAAGGCUGAGAUCGCUGCGAUUCACGCCUGGACGCCCAAGUGCUACACCCCCGAGCAGUGGCAGGCCCUGCACCAGGGCUAA
Messenger RNA from Aspergillus niger, 273 nucleotides. RefSeq lists its product as uncharacterized. Lineage: Eukaryota; Fungi; Ascomycota; Eurotiomycetes; Eurotiales; Aspergillaceae. Gene Ontology annotation, biological process: intracellular iron ion homeostasis. The record is from RefSeq and is a predicted model, not a curated record. The transcript has 2 exons. Gene Ontology annotation, molecular function: 2 iron, 2 sulfur cluster binding. Bases 1 to 273 code for a protein of 90 amino acids. Gene Ontology annotation, cellular component: nucleus; cytosol.